Messenger RNA from Scheffersomyces coipomensis, 3597 nucleotides. RefSeq lists its product as uncharacterized. Gene Ontology annotation, biological process: protein import into nucleus. The transcript has a single exon. The coding region runs from base 173 to 3448 and encodes 1091 amino acids. Gene Ontology annotation, molecular function: nuclear import signal receptor activity. The record is from RefSeq and is a predicted model, not a curated record. Gene Ontology annotation, cellular component: cytoplasm; nucleus. Lineage: Eukaryota; Fungi; Ascomycota; Pichiomycetes; Serinales; Debaryomycetaceae.
AAAGAUAAAAUGAGUUCAAAAAGAUCCAAGAGGUUUCAUUGAUUUAAAAGUCUUCACUUUCAUCUCCUUACCAUACACUUAGGAAUUUUAUAAUUCGAAGUUCCUUUUUGUCAAGGGAUUUUGUUGUCUGACUAGUGUUUAUAAAGAAAAAGAAAGGUUCGACAUCAGAGUCAUGUCUGUGUUACCGGAAGAUGUCCAAGGUGUGUUAUCACAAUUGUUGGAUAAUUUGAAAUCGGCAGACAAUUCCAUUAGAUCUGCUGCCGAAAAAUCAUUGGAAGAUGAUUGGAGUUCUAAAGAUACGGUAGUGGCUUUAUUGGUCUAUUUAGCUGAACAAGCUUGUCUGGCAAGUGUGGAAGAAACAAGAAGUUUUGCUGCUGUUUUAUUCAGACGUAUUGCAAUUAAAUCUCCCAAGGAAAUGGCCACUGUUACCGAUAGAACUAUUGGUGUUAUUAGUGAACCAGCAAGGCAACAAAUCAGAUCUAUUCUUUUAAAGGGGUUCUCCAAUCAUCAAAGUAAUCAAGUUAGACAUAAAUUAUCCGAUGCUAUUUCAGAAAUGGCUAAAGAUGAUGCUUCACCAGCUGGUACUUGGAAUGAACUUAUACCUGCUUUAUUUGAAGCUACUAGAAAUCAAGAUCCAAGUUUCCGUGAAUCUGCUUUCCGUGUGUUUUCCUCGGCUCCUCAAUUAAUUGAUAAAUCAUACAUUCAACAAGUUUUACCAAUCUUUAAUGGUGGUUUUAAUGAUGAAAAUGAUGAUGUUAGAAUCUCUGCUUGUACUGCUUUUGUUGCUUUCUUUAGAGAAUUACCAAAAAAUAGUUGGCAAUCAUUAUCUCCUUUAUUACCUGAUUUAUUGAAUUCAUUACCAAGAUUCUUACAAAAUGGUCAAGAUCAAUCAUUAACUUUAGUAUUAGAAUCUUUAAUUGAUUUAGUUGAAUUAGCUCCAAAAAUGUUUAAAGAUAUGUUUCCUACUAUCAUUGAAUUUUGUGCUAAUGUUUCCAAAAAUAAAGAAUUAGAUCCAGCCACUAGAAUGUCAUCCCUUGAAUUACUUACUACCUUUGCUGAAGUUUCUCCAAAUAUGUGUAAACGUACUCCUACUUAUACCAGUGUCAUGGUUGUUGUAACACUUUCCAUGCUUACUGAAGUCUCCAUUGAUGAUGAUGAAGCUGCAGAAUGGAAUAAUAAUGAUGAUACUACUGAUGAAGAUGAAGAACCAGAACAUGAUGUUGCUCGUCAAGCAUUAGACAGAGUAGCUUUAAAAUUAAAUGGACAAGCUCUUGCUGGUCCUCUUUUCCAAUAUUUACCAAAUAUGAUUCAAUCUGAAGAUUGGAGAGAACGUCAAGCUGCUUUAAUGGCAUUAUCAUCAGUGGCUGAGGGAUGUGUAGAUGUCUUAAUAGAUGAAAUCCCAAAGAUUUUAGAUUUAAUCUUAUCAACCUUAGAAGAUAGUCAUCCAAGAGUUCAAUAUGCUUGUUGUAAUGCAUUGGGUCAAAUGUCAACUGAUUUCUCCGAUAAAAUUCAAAAUACUGCUGGUGAUAGAAUUUUACCCGCUUUAAUUUCAAAAUUAACUAAUAAAUCUGUUCCAAGAGUUCAAGCUCAUGCUGCUGCUGCUUUAGUUAACUUCUCUGAAGCUGCAACCAAGGAAAUAUUAGAACCAUAUUUAGAUGGCUUAUUAACCAAUUUACUUGGAUUAUUACAAUCUCCAAAAAGAUAUGUCCAAGAACAAGUCUUAACUACCAUCGCAAUCAUUGCUGAUGCUGCUGAGAAAAAAUUCAUUAAAUAUUAUGAUACUUUAAUGCCAUUAUUAACUGAUGUAUUGAAAACUGAAAUGGGUGAUGAAAAUAGAUUAUUAAAAGCUAAAUGUAUUGAAUGUUCAACCCUUAUUGCUUUAGCUGUCGGAAAGGAAAAAUUCGCUCCUCAUUGUCAAGAUUUAAUUCAAUUAUUCGGUCAUAUUCAAGAAACUGCAACCGAAGAAGAUGAUCCUGUUAAACAAUACUUAGAACAAGCUUGGGGUAGAAUAUGUCGUAUUAUUGGAAAAGAUUUCUUACCAUACUUACCUGCAGUCUUACCUCCAUUAUUAGCCGCUGCAAAGGCAACUCAAGAUAUUUCUUUAUUAGAAGAAGAUCAAGCUGAAGAAUUCAAUUCAAAUGAAGAAUGGGAUGUUAUAAAUUUAUCCGGAAAACUUAUUGCAGUACAUACCGCUGCUUUAGAUGAAAAGGUAUCAGCCAUGGAUUUACUUAGAACUUAUGCUAAUCAAUUAAAAGGUGACUUUUUCCCAUGGGUUAAAGAAAUUAUUCAAGAUAUUGGUAUACCCGCCUUAGAUUUCUAUUUACAUGAUGGUGUUAGAGGUUCUGCUGCUUUAACUUUAGCUUCUUUAUUAAGAUGUUCUGUUUAUGCUACUGGUAAUACAUCCAAUGAAACUCUUGGAUUUUGGGCUCAAAUUUCAGAUAAAUUGGUUGAUGUUUUAAAUAAUGAACCAGUUCCAGAAUUAUUAGUUGCUUAUUAUACUGCCUUGGUUGAAUGCAUAAAUGUGAUUGGUCAAAAUUCAUUAUCUGUUACCCAAUUAGAAUCAUUAGCCAAAUCAAUUAAUACUAAUUUGGUUGAAAUAUAUGAACGUAUCAAGGCAAGAGAUAAUGAAGAUGAUGAAUUUACUGAAGAUGUUGAAGAAGACGAAGAAGAAUAUACUGAUGAAGAAUUAUUAGAUGAAAUUAAUAAAGCUAUUUCAGCUAUUUUCAAGAAUGCCAAAUCUAAUUUCCUUCCAGCAUUUCAAAUAUUGGCACCAACCAUUUCAUCUUUUAUUAAAGAUGAAAAUAGUAAUAUAAAACUUUGUGGUUUGUGUGUGAUAUGUGAUACUAUAGAACAUUGUGGUGCUGAAUCAUCGAUGUAUAAGGAAAUGUUUGUCAAUGUUGUUGCUGAAUCCUUAACUUCUUCUCAUGCUGGUGUUCGUCAAAUUGCAUCAUAUGCUGUCGGUGUUGCUGCUCAAUUUGGUGGUGAUGUAUACGCUGAUUUUUGUUUAGCUUGUCUUGAAACUAUGUUUAAAAUGGCUUCAGUUCCAGAUGCUAAAGCUGAAGAAAAUAUCUAUGCUACUGAAAAUUCAGUUACUGCUAUUGCUAAAGUAUGUCAUAGAUUUGCAUCAUCUAUUCCAGAUGUUAAUGCUAUACUUGAACAAUGGGUAGGGUUCCUUCCUAUUCUUCAAGAUGAAACUGCUGCUCCAUUUUCAUACACCUUUUUAAGUGAACUUAUUCAAAAUCAACAUCCAGCUGUCACCACUCAAAUACCAAAAGUGGUUGAUUCUGUUAUUCAAGCGUUGAACCAUGCAUCUAUUUCAGGUAAUACAGCUGACAGAGUAGUUGCAUCCACCCGACAAUUGUUAGGAUCAAUUCCUCCUAAUGAAGCCAUGGCAUUGUUGCAAAAGAAUCCUACUGAUAUAGAGACUGUUAAAAAGUGGUUCUCUUAAUAAAUUCGAAGCAUUGUAUUGUUAGUAUAUAUGACUAAACUAGUUUUUUUUGUAUCUGCUAUCUUUUUAAAUAUCCCCAUGUCAUUUAUAUUAAUUAAUAAUAACAUUCAUUCCUUUAAUAUAUAUAAAAAUUUUAUCUUUCACCUUCA